AUGUUAUUAAAAGAGAGAGGCUAUUAUUGGAGCAAUGGCUCUUUUUAUUAUGGAUAAUGGUUUGAUAAUAAAAUAAAUGGAGUUGGUUUAUUCAUUAAUAUUGAUAAUAUAAUAAUAGGUCAAUUUAGUAAUGGACUUUUGUAAGGAUAUUGCUAACUAAUUUAUUCUAAUAAGUUUAAGUAUUGUAAAUAUGAGAAUGGUUAGCAAAUAGGAUUGAUAAAGUAUGAAUACUUUAAUGGAGAAAAAAUCUUAGACAAUAUUCAAACAUAAGAUUAAGAAGAAUUAGACAUUAUUAACAAAUUAAAUAAUUCUUAUUUUGUAAUAAUAUUAUAUAAACUAGUUAAUAUUGUUAAAAACAUAACUUAAGAAUUGGAAAUUAAUAGAUGAAACAUAAAUUUUCUUUAGCACUCUUAUAAAUUAAAAUGAAAAUAGAAGAAUUGGAGUAUUAUAUGAUAUUAAAUUAAAUAAAUUUGAAUAUGGUUACUUCUUAAACUAGAAAUUAGAUGGUAAGGGAGGAAUCAUUUUUGAGUCAGGAGACAAAUAUAUUGGAGAUUUAAAAAAUGGAUAAUUAAAUGGAAUUGGAAUAUUCUAUAAUAAGUCUGAAAAUCAGUAUACUUAGAGUCGGUUUAAUAAUAAUGAGAUUGUUGAAAUUAUUAAAUAAUCAAAGGAUCCAAUCUAAUUAAGAAAUUAAUGGCAUCAAAUAGCUUUGCCAGAAUUGAUAUGUAAAAAUCAAUUUUCACCAAUAAAGUAAAGUAAUUAUUAUUCUUCAAAAACUUUCAGUAAUAAAUUAUCAAAAUCAAUAAGUCCCAUGACACCAACAAUAUCAGUUAAAAAAUAAGCUAUGUAUUCACAGAUAAAAAAUUAUCCAAUCAUGGAAAAUAAAUUUGGGUCAAUUCAAAGUCAUUUUGGAAAAGAUGAUCUUAAAAUAAUAAAGCCUUAUAGGAGCAAAUAAAUAAAUAGUUAUAUUAAGCAUAUAAAGCAAAAUGCGAGGAUUGAUGAUUAAAGUAUGAAAUACUUGCACUAGCAACUAUUUGAUGAUGAAUAAAAUUAAUUUAUGUUAUUUCACUAUUGA
Molecule: messenger RNA, 1072 nt
Organism: Paramecium sonneborni
Lineage: Eukaryota; Ciliophora; Oligohymenophorea; Peniculida; Parameciidae
Source: the annotation of a GenBank genome assembly